Drepanopeziza brunnea f. sp. 'multigermtubi' MB_m1 is the source of this 993-nucleotide messenger RNA. RefSeq lists its product as uncharacterized. Gene Ontology annotation, molecular function: actin monomer binding; actin filament binding. Gene Ontology annotation, cellular component: actin filament; cytoplasm. The record is from RefSeq and is a predicted model, not a curated record. Lineage: Eukaryota; Fungi; Ascomycota; Leotiomycetes; Helotiales; Drepanopezizaceae. Gene Ontology annotation, biological process: actin filament depolymerization; barbed-end actin filament capping.
AUGCAGUCUGGAAUCUCAGCCUCCCAAGAACUCCACACGGCGUUCCAGACGCUCGUGUCCUCCGAAGACCAGCGAGGCCUCAUCUGCACCAUCACCAAGGAAUCCCUCACGCCCCUCACCGUCCUCUCUCCCGCCAGCUCCUCCUUCGCCGAAGACCUCUCCCUCCUCACUCCCCAUCUCCAGCCCAAUGUCGCCCUCUACAUCAUCCUACGGCGCUACAGCUCCUCGGAACCCGCGCCUUUCGUCGCCGUAACCUACGUCCCCGACUCAGCGCACGUCCGCCAGAAGAUGCUAUUCGCCUCCACCCGACUGACGCUCGUAAGGGAAUUGGGUAUCGAACGGUUCCGGGAGACGAUCUUCGCGACUACGAAGGAGGAGUUGACGGCUCAGGGUUUUGAGAAGCAUGAUAAACAUGUCAAGCUUGCGGCGCCGUUGACAGAGGAGGAGCAGAGCUUGGGGGAGGUGAAGAGGAAGGAGGCGGAGGAGGGCAGGGGUAUGGCGGAGAGGAAAAGCCAUGUUAGCUCAGGCGUGAGCAUGCCGAUUAGUGAGGAGGCGGUGGAGGCCUUGAAAGGACUGGCUGGGGAGGCGGGGGAUAAUUUGGUGCAGUUGAAAAUCAACAUCUCGACCGAGACGAUGGAACUCGCUGCCAGCACCUCAACUCCCGCCUCAGCCCUCUCAUCAACAAUCUCUGCUACCGAGCCUCGUUAUUCCUUUUACCGCUACACCCACACGCACAACGGCACUUCUUCCUCUCCGAUCCUAUUCAUCUACACAUGUCCCUCUGGCUCGAAAGUCAAAGAACGCAUGCUCUACGCUGCAUCCUCGCGAUCCGCAGUUGCGGUCGCGGAAACCGAAGCUGGUCUAAAAGUUGAGAAGAGGCUCGAGGCUGGCUCUCCGGAGGACAUAUCGGAAGAGAGUAUUGAUGGUGACUUGCACCCCAAGGUGGAAGUCAAGAAGGCCUUCGAGCGGCCCAAGAGACCGGGUAGGAAGUAA